Messenger RNA from Panicum virgatum (switchgrass), 1837 nucleotides. RefSeq lists its product as uncharacterized. The record is from RefSeq and is a predicted model, not a curated record. Gene Ontology annotation, molecular function: protein binding. Bases 89 to 1381 code for a protein of 430 amino acids. Lineage: Eukaryota; Viridiplantae; Streptophyta; Magnoliopsida; Poales; Poaceae. The transcript has a single exon.
UGCAAAUGAACUCCAUCCAAACAACACAAAGAAAGGGGGUAAAAUCUCGGUAGAGAAAUCGCCAACAGUCGCCGCCGCCGCCGCCGCAAUGAGGCGGGAGGGGUCUCCAGCCCAGCUGCCGACGGCGAAGCUCCGGAAGGAAUCAAGCCCCCCAACCACCACCAGCCCCGUCCACUCCCUCACCGACGACGUCCUGCUCCAGAUCUUCCUCCGCCUCCCCUCCCUCGCGACGCUCGUCCGCGCCGCCCUCGCCUGCCGGACGUGGCGGCGCGCGGUGGCCUCCUCCCCGGCCUUCCGCCGCCGCUUCCGGGAGCUCCACCCGGCGCCCCUCCUCGGCCUCUUCUUCGAGCCCCCCAGCGCCGUCCAAGACCCGGCGCUCCCGGCCUUCCCCUCCUUCGUCCCCGCCCGCCGCCGCGACCGGGACCUGGCCGCCGCCGUCCACGGCGGCGACUUCUUCCUGACAUCCAUCCAGGAGCACCCCGACAAGGCCCACUCCUGGGAGAUCCUCGACUGCCGCGGCGGAUACGUCCUCCUAUGUAAUGGUGACCUGCUCAGUGAGGAACCAAUGGCGGUUGUAAAUCCUUUGGAGCGAAGGAGCGAGCUGUUCUUUGACCAUCACCACAAGGACAUUUCCGAAGGUUACCGUGGCUACCUAGAUGUACAGAACUCUUGCUUGCUCUGCUCCGACGAAGACCCGGCAUCGUUCCGGGUGUUGCGUCUUGCCCACGACGAGUCAAGGGUGAGGGCUACCGUCUUCUCCUUAGACACCAGGCAGUGGAAACUUUACCCGUGGGUUGAUGUCCCAGGGCGGCCACGACUUUCAAAGUCGUGGCUUCUGAACAGCGAUAUGCAAUCCAAUGGGUUCUUGUACUGGGUUUACAAGAAUCACAAGUAUAUGGUCACGCUGAACACGGUGACAAUGGACUUUUCUGUCGAGGAGCUCCCACCAUUCCUGCAGAAUCGGCGCUGCAGCUUUAAUGCCGGUGAAACAAGCAGUGGUACGCGUUGCAUUGUCUAUGCUACUGACUUCACUGUUGGUGUGAUGUUGCGAAGAACAGAUAGUGAUGGAGUUGAGAAGUGGAUGCUGGACAGGGCCACCCCAUUGGACACACAGCUUGAUGGGGUUCUCAGGAAACAGAAGGGCAACUAUGAUGAGCUACUGGUUGUGGCAGUCAGGGAUGGCUUUGCAUACUUGGCAACUUCAAAGAAGGUAUAUGAUUCCCGGAACCCAAGUUGGUUCCUGUCCCUCUGCCUUGAAACAAUGGAACUGGAGAAUCUGUUUCAGAGGACAUAUGAUAGUGGUGCACACCCCUAUGUUAUGACGUGGCCUCCUUGUUUAGUUGGUAACUAUGGAAUGUUUGGACUUGAAGAUGGUACAUGAAGUGCUUAACUUGUUGUCAAUUAUGUGAGGACAAUAGGAGAAUAACUAGUUGUUGGGAAAUAGAGGCUCUGAUUCAGUUUGUCAGUUUCGUCAGGCAAGUGAACUAGUUGAGCUGCAAGGUAUUCGGCGCUCUUCAAGACGUUUCGGCGACUUCGUCUGGAUCGUUUGAUGCUCAUCCAACGGCUUGUGUGAAUGAUAUAUGAAUUAGCAGUUCAUUUUGUUUUCAGUUAGUUACAAACUCUGUUUAAUUCAGUUAAUCCCUAUUUUAGUUAAUGACCUCGCCAACUGCUAUUUAGGCUGGUCGAAGAUUCUGUAAUUGGUAUGCAGAAAGAAAAACCCGAAGACACUGGUAGGUUAGCAGUAGCACUAGACCAAGCCGAUCUGGCUUUAUCCUGUAUCAGAUCUUAUUCCUAUCGUAUGAAUGCUACUGUAGGCCAAAACACUUGAUCCCCUAAA